ACUUAAAACCAACUUCUAGUAUUGUAAAACAAGAUUUGUAAACAUGAGUUCUAGCCCCCCAUCUACCACCACUGCUGUCCAUGAAAUUCCCGAAACGUUUCCAGACGUGACGACAACAAGACGCCCUGACAUCUCUGUUGGGAAGUUUACAGGCAAAAAUAUUCUCAGCGGAGCCGAUGUGGCGACUCUAUGGGGGACUUUAAUCUUCACGGUCAUCGUCAGUCUAGUGGCUACCUGCACUGCAAAGAAAGGAAUCCGUGGAUUCUUCUUUGCCAACAGAAACAUUGGAUUUCUACCGAUUGCUUGCUCUAUGUAUAUGACCGAUGUUGGGAGUGCACAAUUUGUGGCCAUGGCCGGGAUGGCCAGCCAUAGUGGGCUCACGGUCUACGCCUAUGAGCUACAGUCGACGUUUGCGUUGAUUCUCCUCGGCUGGGUCUUCAUGCCAGUCUACAUAGCAUCAGGGUCAGUCACCACGCUGGACUACCUCAAGAAACGGUACGGUGGCAAGCGGAUAGAAAUUUAUCUGGCAGCUCUAACCUUGCUGCUUAUUGUAUUAACGAAAACCUCCGUGGAGCUCUAUGCGAUUUCUCAACUGCUGGAAACUGUUUUCGUCAACGUCAGCUACGGUUAUCUGAGCAUCCUGCCUCUGCUCUGGUCCGUCAUUCUCACUGCAGCAGGUGGACUACAAACAGUUGUCUAUACGGACACCGCACAAGCCUUGAUUUUAUUAUUUGGGGCCGUUUACAUUUCUUAUUACAGUCUAGCAAACUUUGAAACGUACGACGUCUUGAGAGAGAAAUACUUCGAUGCCUGGCCUAACACGACCCGGCUUCACUUCGGCGACAACACGACAUACCCCUAUACCUACUGCGGCAUUCCCAAAGCCCUGUCCUGGAACAUCAUCCGUAGCUAUGGCAACCAGGAGAUCCCCUGGCCGGGCAUGGUCUUCGGCAUCGCCGUGGGCAGCGUCUGGUACUUCUGCUGCGACCAGAUGAUUGUACAGUUCGGACUUGGGGCGAAGAGUAUCCUCCACGCUAAAAGUGCCUGCAUAGUGACGUCAUACGCCAAAAUCCUCUCCGUCAUGUUUCUCAUUAUUCCAGGCAUCGUGGCCAGGAUUUUUUACACAGAUGUCGUCGCGUGCGCCGACCCGCAGGUGUGUGAGUCAAUCUGCCACUCCAGGACCGGAUGUAGCAACCUGGCAUUUCCGCUGCUGUUUAUGGAUGUCGUCCCGCCAAAUUACAGGGGAAUCGUGUUGUCUGCCGUUGUGUCCUGUUGUGUGUCCUCCAUGAGCGCCUGUCUGAACAGCGCCAGCACUAUUUUCACCAUCAACAUCUACAGGAAUAUCAAGGCGCGGCCCACUGAACUGGAACUACUUUUCGUCUCCAAGUCUGCGAUCCUGGCCAUUUCUGUCCUAAGUCUCUGCUGGGUCCCCAUCGUGCGCAUGAUGCCAAUCGUCAUGGACUACAUUCAGGCUUUCAUCAGUAUCCUUGCGCCGCCUAUCGCCGCAGUGUUUCUGUGUGGGCUGUUGUGGGAUCGCGCCAGUGAAAAGGCGGCCUUUCAGUCCCUCAUGCUGGGAUUAACGUUGAGCCUAAUCCGAUUAGCCUGGAGCUACUACUACGGGAUUGUAGCAUGCGGGGAGGAGGUCAAGUCCCAAGUGCCGGACAUAAUAGCCCAUUACCACUACCUCCAUUUCAGCAUCUUCUUGUUCGUCCUCUGCUCGGUGUACAUCAUCAUUUCCGGUAUUUUCUCGGAGCCAAUCAAUGUGGUGCACUUGUACCGACUAGUGUACUGGCUACGCCUCAGUAAAUUGGACCGUGUCGAUCUUUCCGAGAUGGAACAAGUCUUCAAAAAAAUUGAAGAAGACGAGCAGCCAGCCGUCACCCCAGAUAUUGCGGAACAACCAGAAAAGCAGAAAAAUUCCAAGCUCACCUCGGUUGUCUGCUGUGUGGAACAGGAAAUGGAAAAUCCUUACAUCACCAACAAUGAACUGAGAGAGAUCGUCAAGCUGAAUGCCAAUAUCGAUGAGUCGAAUAGAUAUGCCAGGACCCUUAACUCUCAUGCUAUUCUUGUUAUGUUGAUUACCGCUUUUUUGUGGGGUUAUUUUUCCUGAAUGUUUUCAGUUAUCUCGCUUCUGUAAUGUUUAACUAACGAGAAAUAAAUGAGAGAUACAGAGUUUAAAUGUAGAUUCUAGAUUGAUGUAUUAUUUUCUUUUUAAUUUAGUCUUUUUUAAUGUGGCUGACUGAGAUGAUGUGAA
This is a messenger RNA of Physella acuta, 2254 nucleotides long. RefSeq names its product sodium/glucose cotransporter 1-like. Gene Ontology annotation, cellular component: plasma membrane. NCBI's taxonomy places the organism in Eukaryota, Metazoa, Mollusca, Gastropoda, Physidae. Gene Ontology annotation, molecular function: D-glucose:sodium symporter activity. Gene Ontology annotation, biological process: transmembrane transport. The record is from RefSeq and is a predicted model, not a curated record.